Molecule: messenger RNA, 5180 nt
Organism: Drosophila ananassae
Lineage: Eukaryota; Metazoa; Arthropoda; Insecta; Diptera; Drosophilidae
Gene: RapGAP1
Product: rap1 GTPase-activating protein 1
Exons: 4
Coding region: 1233-3803 (856 amino acids)
Biological process (GO): regulation of small GTPase mediated signal transduction; activation of GTPase activity
Cellular component (GO): cytoplasm
Molecular function (GO): GTPase activator activity
Source: RefSeq, a predicted model, not a curated record
UCGCAAACCCCUAGCUGUUUUCAGUUUUCAUUUGACGUUUUUCCGUUGCCGCGACCAGACGUCCCGACCGGUUUCGAAAUUUUCAAAAGAGCUCUCGAGUUUCGAGUACCAGGCAGGCAGGCAGGCAGGCCCUCUCUCUUUCUGGCGGUCUCGUGCUGUCGUUCGUUACGAAUUCAAACCGAAAACCAAAACAAUAAUACAACAGCCGAACGGUGCACGCAUUUUGAGUUAUUUUUAAACAAAAAAAAAAAAAAGAAAUAAAUAUAAAAGAAGCGGCCAGAGAUUCUGCUCGUCGUCGCUCGGUUUCUCCAUGCAACCAAAAAUAAAAUAAAACCCAACAACCAGAAAAGAAACCGAUUUUGUGAGUGCAAUAAACCAAACUGCAGUGCCGCUGCUGCAAUCUGUGUAUCUGUGUGUGUGUGUGUGUGUGUGUGUGUAUUGUAUCUGUGAGGUGCAUCUACCGAAAUAACACGCACUAAAAUUCCGGCAUCAAAAAUCAUACUCUAUGUACUCUGUCUGUCGGGUGAAAUUAUUUGUCUAGAAAUUAUUUUGGCCGAAAUCCGAAAGCCAAAUAUUUGCAUAUAAGCCGCAGUUUGACAGUCACUGGUGGCACACAAAACCCGUCAAACGGGUACGGCUGGCAAAAAUAUAUCGCGUAAAAAAACUCGUUAAAAAAAAAGAGAGAUAUAUUUAUGACAACAAAAUCUUUAUUUUUGUGGCGAACGAGUCACAGCCGACAGCAGCAGAGCCUGCAAAAUUAUAACAAUUACAACAGGAGGAGUGGAGUAGAGUGGAGGAGUGGAUCUUGAAACCCUACUGCGAUUGCAACAUUAGCCGCCACAGCAGCUGUGGAAGUGGCAACUUCUGGGAAAAACAGUAAUUUGAGCCAAGAACGCCCACUUCAAAGGAAAACCCUUGAAAGAAUCUUGGCCAAGCUAACAAAUGCCAUUCUAAGUUGGAAAAUUGCAGCAUAAACAACAGCAACUGCAACAGCAACUGAAAUUGCAUCUGCAACUGCAACUAAGAGAGCUUUAAAUUCUAAAUAAAAACUUGCAAGGAAAAGUUUUAGAUACAAGAGCCAUCGAUGCAGUUCUAAGCCAAAAAUUGUUGAUUAGAAGCGACAGCAGCAGCAACAACAAGCCGAGUUGCAGCUGCAACUGCUGGAAGAAACAGCAACAACAGUGGCAUUUUACAGCGAAGGCGGCGAGAGGCGUUGGGUGCGUCAGGCAGUCAUGGGGGUACUGAGAUGGCGCGAUUCUCCCGGAUCGCGUAUAUCGGGUUCACUUGGCAGUAGCAGCAGCAACACCACCAGUAACACCAACAACAAUCACCAUCACAACAACAGCAGCAGCAGCAGCAACAACACUCAUCUGCAACACCACACCAACAACAAUCACAUCAAUAAUAACAACGGCAACAGUAACAACAAUCGCGAGAACCACCAUCGCGGAAGCAACGCUAGUGAGGAGCGUGUACCCCAGCCACAUUCGCCCCACGACAGCCACGCCCACCCACACAACGGCGGCGGCCUGCAGCACUCCGGAUCUCGGGCCACACUCCGCCACUCGAUGAACCACUCCAGCAGCUCGACAGUCUCGGGCUCCGCCUGCAGCUCCACCCCCGCCUCCCCGCAGCUCAGCGGCGUGGUGAACUCCGCCGGAGUUCAGAUGCUCUCCAAUGGCCACCACUACCAGUCCCAGUCGUCGGUGAGCUCCAACUCGUCGAUCGUCUCGGCCAUUCCCGCCUCGCAGAGACUCCUCGAGGAGGCGCUGGCCAAAACGGCACCCUACCCGAUGAUCCUGCUGCCCCUCCACGGUGGCUAUUGGCUGGAUGGGACCGAACAUGAGUGCGCCUACGAUGCCAGGGGCAAUCCGAUACUGCCACAGACCACCUGGAUGGCCAAGUUCGAGACGGACGAUACGGCCAAGUGCUAUCGGCGGUUCUACGCCGCCAGGGAGCACUCCAAUCUGGUGGGACAGGACGAGCAGCUGGGACCUGUUUUGAUUUCGAUAAAAACGGAGAAUGUGGCCAACCAGGAGCACAUGCGGAUUCUCCUGAGAUUACGUACUGGCACCAUGCACGAGCUAAUCCCCGUGUCCUGCCUGGGCGCCCAGCCGAGUCCGGCGAAGAUGGUUCGUCUGCUGAACGAGCAGAUCCAGGUGGAGAACUUUAUGCCAGUCCUGUGCCCCAAGGCCUCGCAGCUCAUCAGUGUCUACGAUGAGCACGUUCUCGUCUCGCACUUCAAGUUCGGAGUACUCUACCAAAGAUAUGGACAAACUACCGAGGAGGAGCUCUUUGGCAAUCAACAGACAUCGCCGGCAUUCGAUGAGUUCUUGGACGUUCUGGGCCAGAGGAUACGGCUAAAGGAUCACAAGGGCUACAGGGGCGGACUGGACAUACAGAAUGGACACACCGGCGACACGGCCGUCUACGAGGUGUUCAAGGAGCGCGAGAUCAUGUUCCAUGUUUCCACCCUACUGCCCCACACCGAGGGCGAUCCCCAGCAGCUGCAACGGAAGCGUCACAUUGGCAACGACAUUGUGGCCAUUGUUUUCCAGGAGACCAACACUCCGUUCUCUCCGGACAUGAUUGCCAGCCACUUCCUGCACGCCUUCAUCGUGGUGCAGCCCAUUGAGCCCAACACCCCACACGCCCGGUACAAGGUCAGUGUGACGGCCCGGGACGAUGUGCCCUUCUUUGGACCCACUCUGCCCAAUCCGGCUGUUUUCCGGAAGGGUCAGGAGUUCAAAGAGUUCAUUCUCACCAAGCUGAUCAACGCGGAGAACGCCUGCUACAAGGCGGAAAAGUUUGCCAAGUUGGAGCAGCGCACCCGGACCUCGUUGCUGCAGAAUUUGGUGGAGGAGCUGCGGGAGAAGACUCGCGACUUCCUGGGCAACGAUCUUUCCCAGGCCACCGCCGGCAGUCCCACCCCGGAAACUCCCAAGGCGGAGAGUGGUGGCGGAAAUGCCGGUUCGCGGUUCAUCGACACGGUCAAGAAGGCCCUGAUCAUGAGGGUGCGUUCCCAGAGCGUCGACACGGGCAAUGCCCACGGACCGGGACACCAGGACAAGUUCAGUGUGAACACCAAGCUGGGAACCCUCAAUUCCAAGAAGGAGGCUCAGCCCGAAAUGCAGACACCCAACCUGAAUACCUGCAGCCGUACAGCCUCAAAGUCUUCUUCAAAGUCCAAAUCCUCGAAUGAAUCCACCUCCUCCUCCCCGGACAUCACCUCUCGUCAGGCGAACAACAACAAUAUUAACAACACCAGCUCCAAUGGAGGUCUAUUGUCCCAGAACGGUACCGGUGUGGGCGUGGCUAACUCCGGUGUGAGUGCUGCCCAAAAUGGAGGCGUGGCAGUGGCCACCAUGUCGGAAACCAGCGAUGAUUCCAGCUUGAACAGCGUGGAUCUGGAUCCAAUGAUGGCUCAUCUGGAUGGCGGAGCCACCUACAUAGACAGUGACACCGGUCUGGAGAGCAUGAGCUCGGCGGAGGCCACCACCAAGGCGUGCUCCUUGUGCCUGGACGGAGUCCAGUCCACCAUAAUGGGCAGCUCCCCCAGCAACGAGACAAUUGUGAAGAUUGAGAAUCUGCGCCAGGAGGUCACACGGCUCAAGUGCGACAAACUGGACUUACUCAGGCAGAAUGUGACCUGCCAACGCGACAUCAAGCGUCUUAGGGAGCGGGAACUCUCUCUCCAGGGGGACCUAUCGGCAGCUGGCAGGGAGAUCCUGCGACUAAGGGAUCUCCUGAAGGAGUACAUGCCGGACACAGCCGCCGCACCACUCUCCAUAUCACCCAUCUAAGCGUUAAACGCACCACCUUCGAGUAGCCGGAUUAGGAUUGGAUUGGAGCGGGUAGAGAGCAGGGAACCAGGAGUAACCACUGUGCCGUGUAUAACACUUUGAAGGGAAAAAGGAUAUAUAGAGUAGGAGAGCAGGGAGAUGGAGAGUUGGCGUAGCCCCCGUAGCCCCCGGAGAGAUACAAGCCCCAAAGGAAAAGCAUAAAGCAAAAAACUGUAUUAUAUUUAGUUUAUGUAGCUGUAGAUGAUGGAGAUCUAUUAAGAUCGAGGACAGGUGGCAGCAGGCAUGCGCGAAUGGAAAAGUUAUUAAAUAUUACCAAUAUGCAAGACAGUUACAAACUAAACUAAACAACAAAGCUAUGCAACAAACAAACAAACGAAAAACAGCAAAGGAAAACAGAACACACAACUCAAAAAAGUACACCAAAUAUAUAAUAUAAGUCUUUAAGCAUAUUUAACGAAAGAAUAACUAACGCCCGUAACCCGAAAGCGUCAUAAUUCCAGAACCCAUCUAUCCCCCCCCACAAAACUUUAACCUAAGUAGAAGGCGAUCAAUCACAAAGCAUCACACCAGAUCAAUAUGGAUAUAUAUUAUGAUUAUAAUCACUCCUAAACACACAAAUCACACGACAAAAAAAAACCAUAAAACACAAAAAUUUAAAACACGUAGCAAAGUUUUGAGGUUUACAAAACCGUUACUCGUUCGUUAGUCGCACCCGUAAACUGUUACUGUUGUCGUGACUGUUACCGUGACUCUCGCUUCACACUUCAUCCCCAUAAAUCGAAAAUAACUAAAUUAUUAUCAACAUAAUAUGAUUUUAAAUUUAAAAAUCAAAACAAAAAACGCUCUGAAAAAGGAAUUAGCUGAAAAAAAAUUUCAAGAAAUCAAGAUAGAACUCGUAACCUUAAGAUUAAGUUGCUUUAAAUACUUUUACCUAAUUUGUAUGUUAAUUAAUUAUGUCUUAAGUUUAACCAAAUGCAGAAACCACAACAUCGAUGAACUGAUGACUCACGAGAAUAAUUUGCAUGUCGCAUUCAAUGUACAUAUUAUGUAGGAGCGUCGUAUAAUUCUCGAUCCGCAUCCGGAUCUUUCGAAAUUAACUAUGACUAUAUUUUAUUUUCUUAACCAAUAACGAUAAUAUCGAUAACCACGCCAAGAAAGGCAUAUGGAGCGAAAAAAUCCAAGCAAGUAGUAGUUGGGAAAACAAUUCCAAAAAGCAAAAGUUACAAAUCACGCAAGCAAAUUUUUGUCUUUGAAAUCUAUUCGAUAAGUACUGCGAAUAAUUGUUUUUGUUGAGACGCAUUAUCAUUUUUAUUGUGUAAAGUAUAAAAAACCAACAAAUAUAUGCAAAAUAUAUGGAAUAUAUAUAAACAAAUUUUA